Diaporthe citri is the source of this 1398-nucleotide messenger RNA. RefSeq lists its product as uncharacterized. The record is from RefSeq and is a predicted model, not a curated record. The coding region runs from base 1 to 1398 and encodes 465 amino acids. NCBI's taxonomy places the organism in Eukaryota, Fungi, Ascomycota, Sordariomycetes, Diaporthales, Diaporthaceae. The transcript has a single exon.
AUGUCAUCGCAGGACAGCGCCGGCGGCAAGGUACCCGCCCCAAAGCUUCUUAGCCUCGCACCAGAGGUUGUCGAAAAUGUUAUCAAGCAAGUGAGAGACAGGAGAGACCUGUCGAAUACGCGGCUGGUAUGCAAGGAAUUGGACAAGCACGCCGCGAAGGAGCUCUUCAAGGACGUGUUUGUCUCCCCAUUGGAAGAGCACGUCAGCACUUGGAACAGCAUCGGCCAGGACGACAAUAUCCGCCAGAUACCUCGUCGUGCAAUCAUCCACACGCAGUCAAAUAUCGAGCAUGACAGCUUUGGUGCUGACAGAGAAGAUGAGGAAAUCAGCGAGGAAUUCGAGGAGGCCCUCACAGCACUGUCUAGGUUUCCCAACGUCGACUCCGUGGAGAUCGGCUUUACCCCCGAAUGCGUUGGUGACCGGCAGACGAGCUGGUACGAGGACGUGGUGGAGGACCCGGCGCGGCGCAAGGAAAUGCUCACGCUCGUCUUUCAGGCCGUCAAGGACAGGGCGGCGGACAAGGAGAGCAAGACGAUCAGAAAGCUCACGAUAACCAACCUCCAGAACUGCCCGAUCCCGGAUUUCACCUCUUCCGACCUCUUUCGCGACGUCAUGGGCCAGCUGGAGGAGCUUCACAUAUCUCUCACCCAGGAAUCCAACGAGCACGGGCCGGACCACGACUACACGCGGGUCGAGUUGCAGACCUUCCCGGCUCACCUCUGCUCGGACUGGCUGAAGCCCAUCUCCGGGAACCUCAAGGCCUUGUCUAUCUACCACAGGACGGACAACUGGGGCCCCUUCCCGGGCUACUUCGACCCCAGCGGCAUCUCGUUCCCCAAGCUCGAGACGCUGGCCCUUGGGUAUUACACGCUCGCGCAUGACAAUGACCUCGACUGGGUCCUGGCCAUCAAGUCGCUGAGGAAGCUCAUCCUGCACAACUGCAUGAUCGCCUCGUGGAUACGCAUCGACUCGGAGAACAUGGAGGAGUGGAAGGUCCGCACGCACGAUUGGACCAGGCUGCCCGACGAUCCCGACGACAGCUGGGGCGACUCGUUCGCGUACGGUGGGAAGUGGAGCCAGUGCCUGGACCGCGUCGCCGGAGACUUGCCGAACCUGGUCGACUUCCGGUUCGACCAGGCCGAGUCGUACUCCUUCAACAGCGGGCCCCAGUACGGCCUCGAGCACCGGGACAGCUGUGGUACCAGGGUGUUCCCCAAGAGGUACGUGUGCUUCGACAACGGGAUCUUGCCGACGCAUUGGCCGGAGGCGGAGGACGAUGGGACCCUGCACUCUUGGCUCGACGACGGUUUCCCGAAAAAUGUCCACGAGGAGACCUUGGAGGAGGACCAGAAGAGCCUGGACAGGCUGCUGGAACGGCUUAGGAGGCCGAGGAGCUAG